Molecule: messenger RNA, 1519 nt
Organism: Verruconis gallopava
Lineage: Eukaryota; Fungi; Ascomycota; Dothideomycetes; Venturiales; Sympoventuriaceae
Exons: 3
Coding region: 188-823 (211 amino acids)
Biological process (GO): transcription initiation at RNA polymerase II promoter; transcription-coupled nucleotide-excision repair; maintenance of transcriptional fidelity during transcription elongation by RNA polymerase II
Cellular component (GO): RNA polymerase II, core complex
Molecular function (GO): DNA-directed RNA polymerase activity
Source: RefSeq, a predicted model, not a curated record
CGCAGGCACAAACACCACCAUCGACGAACAACGUGCACUCACCACCAACACCACCGCCCAGCCGCAGAACUCCAGUCGAACUACAGAACCCCAACGCCGCAGAAAGCAACCCGCGCCUUGAUAUCAACUCGACCGUAGGGACGGACAUCCAGCCUCGGCUCUCCCGCAGCGAAAACAAAAUUCAACCAUGGCCGAUUCACCUGCCGCCACACAGGGCGAGCAGCCCAAGAAAGUCACUUUCCGGUUUUGUCGCGAGUGUGCCAACCUGCUGUAUCCGAAGGAAGACAAAGCGAACCAGAGGCUCGAGUUUGCCUGCCGCACAUGCUACUACAGCGAGCCCGCAGAGACGACGUGUAUCUUCCGCAACGAGAUCGCCAACACCGUUGGCGAGACGGCCGGCAUCACACAGGACAUUGGCGAGGAUCCAACGGUGGGUGACUGUGAUGACUUCUCUGACGAUCCCAAUGCCGAUUUCUAUUCCCAACCACCUUCCUCCUUCUCCUUUCCCGCCGACUCGCCUGCUGCUUCCGUCCAUUUCUCUGCCGACCCCUACGCCGUUACCGCCGCUGCCACCGCUGUCCCGGAUUUUUGUACGAUGUGCGGCCAGGAAAUAUUCUGCGAAUUUUGCGGCCAACCGUCUGACCGCGGCUGCUUCUUGGAAGCGGACGAAGAACAGGCUGACCAGCUCAGUGGCAUGAUGACCCCGGCCAGCAUGACCAGCGAGAUGAUGGAGAGCUCACACACCCAGCUGCAGCAACUUCGCCUGCGGUCGGACCAGCCUGGCGGGGACGGCGGCAACCGGCAGGACUCCGUCGCUUCAUGAACGUAGCACCUGCACUGCCAUCAAAUCGUUCCGUCCAACCUGCUCAGUCCGUUUCAACAACUAUUCCUACCAGCACUACCGCCACCCCAGCGUCAUGAGCGCGGAAUUUGCGCACCAUUGCUUCUUUCUGCCGCCUACGGUCUCAGAAACGUUCGCUCCAUUGCAAUGGGGUUUUUCUAUGUAAAGAACAACGGAGACUGACGUUGGUGCGACCCUAGUUGCCGCGUAUCAACAAGACAUGCCCGGCCUGCCGCGAGAACGAGGCAGUUUUCUUCCAGUCCCAGCAGCGAACUGCUGAGACAGGCAUGAAACUCUAUUUCGUUUGUACGCACUGCGGCCACGUCUGGCAAUGAACAGAAUAAUCCCCACAUGGAGAUAUCUUCCGCACCAUAUUUUUCGCCUCUCGCGGCUGCGCACUUAACUGAUGAGAGAUGUGACAUCUACUUGCAUUCAUUUUGGCGCUUGGGAAACAGGGGCAUGUAUGCCAGGAGUGGUGAAGCUUUCAGUUUCUAGGAUGUUGUUUUCUUUCUCGAUUGUACAUGCACGUCUUUCAUCGAUGGAUACAUACCACGCAUCGAAGACGAGAGGCCGCUUCUAUAGAUACUUACAUACAACAUGGUACAACGAACAUCUUGCAUUGCCACAUUUGGAUUGGUUUUUCUUUUUUCCACUGUAGUUCAACCCAUCAUAUCCACU